Messenger RNA from Cryptococcus deneoformans JEC21, 1447 nucleotides. RefSeq lists its product as hypothetical. NCBI's taxonomy places the organism in Eukaryota, Fungi, Basidiomycota, Tremellomycetes, Tremellales, Cryptococcaceae. The record is from RefSeq and is a predicted model, not a curated record. The transcript has 4 exons. Bases 276 to 1355 code for a protein of 359 amino acids.
AUUAGAGAGCUAUACAGAAUUAUCAGUACGGGAACCCGCUUUACAAAUACGCUUGGCUGAAGCCUAACCGAUGGAGACGGUGGUGACUCCGUCCUUUGGUUCUUUUCGCAAGGAUUCGCUAGGAAUGGCGACAUUAUUCAGAAUAUGACUCGCACGCACCGGAAGGGAUGUACAAAAAGCAUAAGUACUUCGCACAGAUUCGCCACUCGCCCGUUUUCUUGGUUUAUCUAAUAAUUCAUACUUGUACUCUCAUAACUCUUCGCUAACACAGACGAAUGGCUUUUGCCGAACUCAUAUCCACAAUGCUUACACGUACACCUCAACCACCUCCUUCUACCAACACCCACGCUCGUGCUACCCAGCCACGCUCUUCCAAAAUUUUCAACACUCCCGACUCGGACAUUGUCCCCUCCAUUCUCUACGUCGACUCUUCUUCCACUUCAAGCUCCCAUCCCACACGGGGCCGAACAUAUUCGAGGACGUAUGAGUGGUAUGAAGCUUACCAAGCUGAGCGGGAAAAGAGGCGAGGAAGUAAGGGUUCGACCAAGUCUACUUCAAGUGGUGGGAGCGCAAGGGGCAGAAGGAGUGACGAAUUGGAAGUUGUCGAUCCGCAGACUAUCAGCUUGCAUCAUACAUUACCAAGUGUAGAGGAUGAAAUCAAGAUUUCUUCCGCCCCGAUCUUGUAUCUUCCUCCUCUCUUAUCUCCUUUACCGGAACAUGGGCACGAGCAUGACCACAACCACGACAAUCAUCACGAUUACGAGCAUUCACAAGUAGAAGUCAGAGAGGUUAUCGGACUUGACGACUCUCGUCAAACCCUUUCCGAAUCUAACGAGCAAGUCGAUCCUCUUCGAGAUUUUACCACUCGGCUGCCUCACAUUGAUCCGGCGAGCCUUGCCCUUCACCAAACGUUACAUCACUUCAAGCCGUUGAGUAAUGCCUAUGCCUCCUUGCCUUAUGACAAAGCCUUCAACUGGUCAUCCUUAAACCUACCCAAGUCUACUGAAAGAGAAUGGUACUGCGUAGUUUUCCGCUCUCGUCGCAAACCCGAAUCUGCCAACUUGUCCCUUUACAAAGCCGACCGCGAAGCGCACGAGGAGGCAGUAAAGAACGGAGGUUUGAUCAUGUAUUGGUAUGGUGUUCCUGAUGAGACCGGGUUGAACUUGGCUACUUGCAUUUGGCAGUCUCGACGACAUGCGAUAAAAGCUAUCUCCGGACCAAAACAUAUCUCAGCUAUGAAGCAAACCAAGGGCGCGUACGAGACAUAUAGUCUGGAGCGAUGGGUGUUGAGCACGGAGGUCGGGAACCGAGAGGUCAAGUUGCGCAAGUGGGAGGGUGGUGAAGUCGGAUGGUAGUCAUUCUCCUUGAGCGAUGGUGAUGUUGCAGAGGAGUAGUAAAGAACAGAGGAUUAAAUGUUGUAUAGUCAUAUAUGUAGAUUAAAAUAAAA